This is a messenger RNA of Branchiostoma belcheri (Belcher's lancelet), 960 nucleotides long. Its product is annotated as carbohydrate sulfotransferase 12-like. NCBI's taxonomy places the organism in Eukaryota, Metazoa, Chordata, Leptocardii, Amphioxiformes, Branchiostomatidae. The record is from RefSeq and is a predicted model, not a curated record. The coding region runs from base 193 to 960 and encodes 255 amino acids. Gene Ontology annotation, molecular function: sulfotransferase activity. Gene Ontology annotation, biological process: carbohydrate biosynthetic process. Gene Ontology annotation, cellular component: membrane. The transcript is spliced from 5 exons.
CGUCGAGAAACUUGGGAAAACUUAGCAGAAGCGGAGAAGGAACAGUCCCGAAGAAUAACUAGGUUUAAAGCGUACUGUGAGAGGAACUUUCCAAAGGUGGAUCCCCCCAAACCCGGUCGAAACAACCACUUAUUCAUUUUUGACAAGAUCAAAACGGUCUACUGCUAUAUCCCCAAAACCGGGUGUACAACAAUGAAACUGUUACUUUACAAUUUGGAGCACAAUGCAACUGAGCAAUUGUCGAUCGGUUUUAGAAAAGCUGAAUGGUUACCAAACAGCACUAAGAGUAAUCACACGUCUCGCGAACAUCAUGUUAAAUGGAUCCACAAACAAACCUUUAAAACAUUAAAUGACUACAGCGAGGAAGAAGUAAGCCUGCGUCUUGCGACCUACAAGAAGAUCAUCGUUGUCCGUGACCCCUUGGAGAGGUUGGCGUCUGCGUGGCUCGACAAGUUCGUCAUUACGCCUGAACGUCUCGGCAGAUUUGGGUUUGUUAGACGCAUAAGGCGUCGUUUAGAAAGCUUACAAAGUCACACCCUGAUAGACGAGUUAAGUAAAAUAAACGAAGAAAGGGCGGACAACGACCCAAAACGAGUGUCGUUCCGAGAAUUUCUCUUUGCCAUUUCGCAUCAAAUGGAGAGAAGUCAGCACUGGUUAUCAUUCAACAGACUAUGCGCACCAUGCAAGAUUGACUACGACUUUGUUGCCCACACGGACACAAUCGCUUCGGAUAUCAGACUAUUCUUAAAGCAGAACAACAUCACAGCCAAUGAAGACGUCCUCCCAAAACAUCAGUCGAGAAACGUGAACAAUGGCAAUGUUUUUAAAGACUUCUACGGCCGAGUCCCGAUAGAUGAAAUUUUGCCACUACAGAAGGUCUUUCAGAAGGACUUUGAUAUGUUCGGAUACUCUUUUGAAGAAGAUUUGGCAAAGAUUUCUGUAGGAAAAACAAGGGGUUAG